AUGGCGGCCGUCGACCGCUUCGUGAAUCCGAUUCCCAACCCUGCACGCUACCAGAAGUACAAUGGCGUCAACCUGGAGACUCUGUGCAUGGCCGCAUACCAAGGGGACCUGGAGCAGUUAGAAGUGCUCCUGCGCAAGGGGGACGAAGACCACAUCUUCAAUGGUGACGUGAACAUGCACUACACGGAUGUCAAUGCGCUUCACAUGGCUGCCAUGGCCGGGCAUGCCAAGUGCGUGAAGCUCCUCCUCGAAGCGCAGGCCGACCCACAUGUGCGCUGCGUGGCGCCCGAAGGCAAGGAUCCAAAGGAGGCCGAUACUGCGAAAGAUAAGGCAGCAAAGUUCAAGCACGACGAGGUCGUCACCUUGCUCAAGAAAGCCGAAGGGGAGAUGCCCCGAGGGUGGUAUGAGGAGGAUGGCAUUGCGAACAAUCAGAAGCUCUAUUCUGAUCCGAAGCUUGUGAAAAAGGCUGAGCUGGCGGCACCCAAGGCCGAGCCGAAGGCCGAGCCCAAGGCCAAGGCGAAGGCCGAGGCGAAGGUCGAGGCAAAGGCUGAGCCCAAGGCGAAGGCGCAGGCCAGCAAGCCAACGUUGCCCGUGGCGCUGAUCUUUCCGGGUCAGGGCUCGCAGUAUGUGAAGAUGUUGGAUGGCGUCAAGGAUGUGCCAGAGGUGAAGGACAUGCUUUCCAAAGCCACCGAGAUCCUCGGCUACGACCUCCUGAAGAUGUGCCUAGAGGGUCCUGAGGAGAAGCUAGCAGAGACCCGGUACUGCCAGCCUGCGAUGUUCGUGGGGGGCCUCGCCGGGAUCUGCAAGCUCAAAUCUCAGAAUGCCGAUGCCGCUUCGCGACCGCGCUGCAUGGCUGGCCUGUCUCUGGGCGAGUACACGGCGCUCUGUGCUGCCGGCGUCCUCAGCUUCGAGGAUGGCCUAACAUUGGUGAAGCUGCGUGGGGAAGCCAUGCAGGAGGCCGCGAUGGUGGGAAAGCAGGCGAUGCUUUCUGUGGCAGGUUUGGACCAGAAGGUCUUGGAGCAAUGCUGCGCGGAGGCUGAGAAGAAGGAAGCCGGUGGUGUGUGUCGCAUCGCCAACGCACUCUUCCCAAAGGGCUUCUCUUGUGCCGGCACGGAGAAGGCAGUGAACGAGCUCAAGGCCAUCGCAGAGAAGAAGGGGGCGCUCCAGGCGAAGCUUUUGAAGACGGGAGGCGCCUUUCACACCUCUCUGAUGCAGCCGGCCCAGGAGAAGCUCGAGAAGGCCUUGAAAGAGGCCUUGCCAAAGAUGAGCCCACCCAGCUGCGAUGUUUACAUGAACGUUACCGGCCAGCCAUUGUCAGCGGGUACCGAUCCGAAGGUUAUUCUCGAGCUGCUGCAGAAGCAGCUGACGAGCCCUGUUCUCUGGGAGCCGUCCAUGCAGAAGAUGAUCAAGGACGGGAUUUCGGAGUUCUACGAGUGUGGCCCGCAGAAGCAGCUGAAGGCCAUGAUGAAGCGGAUAGACAACAAGAUGUGGAAUAAAACCACAUCUAUGGAGGAGGCGAAGGCACCGGAGCCGAAGCCUCGACCCAGAAAGGGUGGUCGCGGGCGCCGCCGAAGCUCCGCCGCGGGGCUCAUGGCGCAGAUUACACACGUGACGGACACCGACAAGGUGGGUCUGCUUCAGCUGGAGGGAUCAGGAGUUCGUGGCGAGGAAUGGGGCUUCCUGUCGGAGGCAGCGCAGUACCUGGAGCGUCUAAAAUCAGGCUUGCUCCUGUCUGAGGAGCAU
This is a messenger RNA of Symbiodinium sp. CCMP2456, 1743 nucleotides long. NCBI's taxonomy places the organism in Eukaryota, Dinophyceae, Suessiales, Symbiodiniaceae. The record is from the annotation of a GenBank genome assembly.